AUGGACACGACCGCAUUCUGUUCGACAUUUGACCCGUAUUCACUCGGUAUUGUUGACACAAUUGCCCAAGUUCUUCUACCGAGUAUUGUUGAUUCAUCCACCCACCGAUCUGUACGAGCUGAGCUUUAUAAACUCAACCUCUACACAAGCCCAUCGGGGAAAUUUAAGAAACACGUCGAUACGCCACGAUCUCCAUCACAGUUUGGAUCCCUAGUGGUUUGCCUACCUCUUGAGCACGAAGGUGGCCAACUCAAGGUUCGUCAUGAGGGCAGGGAGAUUACAUACGACUGGGCUACUAGCAGCAAGAAGCCCGACUAUGCGACUGUUCGCUGGGCGGCGUUCUACAGCGACUGUGAACACGAGAUUCUCGAGGUCACUAGUGGUCAUCGCCUCACCUUAACAUAUAAUCUGUACGCAGUGCGUGGGACAGGACGCAUGACUGGCGUGUCUCAGACACUUGAUAUCACACAUCUACCACUGUAUCAAGCUGUUUCAACUACCCUGAGCCAGGACCCUUUCGGCGGAGAAGGCGGCACAUUGGGGUUCUGGUGCUCGCACGCUUACGCAUUCAAUGACCCGAUAGAGACGCCGCUUCCGGAUACCCUCAAGGGUGUUGACGCAGCGAUUUGGGAAGUAUUUCAGAAACUUAAUCUCAACCCCACUGUGUCAGCUGUUAUUGAACUGGAAGAUGAAUGGCGCUGGUUCGAGGAUUGGGAAGAUAAUGAGCCCUCUGAAUCCGACGUUGAAGCUCAUCAACUUUGGGAGACGUCAGUGCCAACGAAACAAGUGGCUGGCAAGGCAUUCGGCGUCUUGAUCGAGCAGUAUUACCAGGAAUUACCAGAAGAUCAACGUUUGAACGAAAUAUUCACGUCAUGGGGCCGCUACUUGGAUGGGAAAACGCAAUGGCUCACGACACCAGUGACGAAAUCAGAGCUGCAGAUUGCAUAUGCGGCGUACGGAAAUCAAGCUACCGCCGAAACUAUCUAUUCUCAUUGUGCUAUUAUCGUAGAGUUUCCCGCAAAGGGGACAGCUUAG
This is a messenger RNA of Clonostachys solani, 1035 nucleotides long. The record is from the annotation of a GenBank genome assembly. NCBI's taxonomy places the organism in Eukaryota, Fungi, Ascomycota, Sordariomycetes, Hypocreales, Bionectriaceae.